GGAGUGGGGACUAGUGGGUACAAGAGGGCCCCGGCCAGACUCUGCAGCGUGUGUCACAGAGCUCACACCCAUGUCCCUGCCCAGCGCCAUGGCGAGGGCCGCGGCCCUGUACAGAUGCCGUGUUCUGGCCUCGGUACUGGCACUGAAGGAGCUGGUGCCCAGGCUAGCUGCCCCUUCCCCCCGCUCAUCAUGCCGGGCCCUGCACACCUCAGGUGCCACCCCCGCCGGCCACAACAAAUGGUCCAAGGUCAAGCACAUCAAGGGCCCCCGGGACGUCGAGCGCAGCCGGCUCUUCCAGAAGCUCACCAUGCUGCUGCGCUUUGCUGUGAAAGAAGGGGGACCCAACCCUGAUCUCAAUUCCAACCUGGCCAACAUCAUUGAGCAGUGCCGGAGCAAGAGCAUGCCCAAAGCAUCCAUUGAGGUGGCCAUCAAGGGAGGGGACAAAGGGAAGAGCUCCUCGUACCUGCUCUACGAAGCCAGAGGCCCUGGGGGAUCUGCGCUGCUCAUUGAGGUGCUGACGGACAAUGCAAAGCGAGCCUACCAGGAUAUUCGGCUCAUCCUGAGCCGCAAUGGGGCGCAGAUGUCCGACGGGGCCCGGCACAGCUUUGACAAGAAGGGGGUGAUCACGGUCAGCGGGCAGGACUCUCAGCAGAGGCCAGUGGCCCUGGAGCAGGCCCUGGAGCUGGCGAUCGAGGCCGGGGCCCAGGAUGUGUGGGAAGAAGACGACGAGGAGGAGCGAGCAGUUCUGAAGUUUGUGUGUGAGGUGCCAUCACUGCACCAGGUGCGGGAGAAGCUGGACUCGCUGGGGCUACAGUCGCUCUCCGCUGCCCUGGAGUUCAUCCCCAAUGCCAGGGUGCGGCUGUCUGAUGAGGAGAUGGAGCGGGCAUCCCAGCUGCUGGCCACGCUGGGCGACUGCCAGGAGGUGAUCCGGGUCUACGACAACAUCGAGUAGGGGCCAGCGCAGGGGGGUAGCAGAUGGAUGGUGACAAGGCACGUCGGUCCCGGCUUGGCCUAGUCCUGGCCUAAGAUCAGCCCAUAUGGUGGGCAAUGGGUGCAGCUCAGCUUGAGAUCCUCCUGUAUGGACGGCAACCGGUGUGUGGUUCACAGCUUGGCCUAGUCCCUUGGAUCAGGAGCCCAUGGGGCAACCAUUUCAGGACUCUGCCUCAUCCUGCCCUGGGAUUGGACGCCUGAGCGCCACGUGGUUUAGGGCUCGGCCCAAGAUGGGGCUUAAUUUGAGAUUUCUUCCCAGGGUGAACCAUCCCCAUCGCUUUCGGGCCAUUAGUAACAGGUGCAGCU
Molecule: messenger RNA, 1296 nt
Organism: Emys orbicularis (European pond turtle)
Lineage: Eukaryota; Metazoa; Chordata; Testudines; Emydidae
Product: translational activator of cytochrome c oxidase 1
Exons: 6
Coding region: 71-952 (293 amino acids)
Cellular component (GO): mitochondrion
Source: RefSeq, a predicted model, not a curated record